Messenger RNA from Tyto alba (common barn owl), 1600 nucleotides. It is a transcript of the gene MB, whose product is annotated as myoglobin. Bases 572 to 871 code for a protein of 99 amino acids. Lineage: Eukaryota; Metazoa; Chordata; Aves; Strigiformes; Tytonidae. The record is from RefSeq and is a predicted model, not a curated record. Gene Ontology annotation, molecular function: heme binding; oxygen binding. Gene Ontology annotation, cellular component: extracellular exosome. The transcript has 4 exons. Gene Ontology annotation, biological process: oxygen transport.
CACGGUUUCCCACAGAAAUACUCUGUUCUUUUGUGCUCUCAUUUCCCAGCCCUUCAGAGGAGAUUUGCAUCCCCAGAGAAAUCUCACGCAGCCUCAGAGACAGCCUCAGCUUCUACACUGGAGCCUAAAUAUACUGGUCCUGGACUGCCCCGCUGCUUUCCUGCUUGUUCUCCCACUGAAUCCAAACGCUGGCCUGCAAUAAGAAAUCCUGCUUAGCCCGGAUAAACGUUUUGUUCAAGUGCUGUGCAGUAUCACGUACAGCGUGCGCUGCCUCGCCGAUUGCACAGGAGCUGUGGGUCACACCUGCGUUAUCUUGUGCACCUUCUGGAAAAAGAAAAUGACUGAGUCACACAGUUGCCUGUCUGAUAGUUGCCAAAGGCUGGAUCCUGUGAGCACUGAAGCAAAGGUCAGGGUUGGAUUUCUCUCUUCACAACAGCGAUACUCUAAGGAAAAAAUUGAAUGUGCCCAAACAGACUUGGAGCUGGUCCCUCCCUGUGGCUGACUCUUUCAGGACCACCCUGAGACCUUGGAUCGCUUUGAAAAGUUCAAAGGCCUGAAGACCCCUGAUCAGAUGAAGGGCUCUGAAGAUCUGAAGAAACAUGGAGUUACCGUCCUUACCCAACUGGGAAAAAUCUUGAAGCAGAAGGGUAAUCAUGAGUCAGAGUUGAAGCCCCUGGCUCAAACCCAUGCGACCAAGCACAAGAUCCCUGUCAAAUAUCUGGAGUUCAUUUCUGAAGUCAUUAUCAAGGUCAUUGCCGAAAAACACUCUGCAGACUUCGGGGCUGAUUCCCAGGCUGCGAUGAAGAAGGCCCUGGAGCUGUUCCGAAAUGAUAUGGCCAGCAAGUACAAGGAGUUCGGAUUCCAGGGUUAGCACAUACGCACAGAGGAACACCACGAUGGAGGCCUGGCCAUGCAUCUUAGAGUAGCUUCCCCAGCACUGUUUUGGACAUCUCACAAUUGGCCAUCCAAGAUGUGUGGGAAAGCUUUGAUGAGAGGCCAAGAGUCACUCCAGGCAGCGUAGAGGCACUCAGAGUGAUAUCCAUGAUAAACCGCUGUUUCCUGUCUUCAUGUAUACAAGAGAAAUAAUUUGCUUUCUUAGGAAAAAAUAAUGUAAGGGGUUAUCUGUGAGCUUCUGCCUAUCCUACCCCCUUUUUCUUUCUCCCUCCCUGAAACCCAGUCUCAUCGGAGAAGCGAAUGGCAUGGCCAGAGAAGAAGGGAUGUGGAGGAACAAGGGGAGUGUUGAGGAGCGCGGUGAAUGAGAGAGUGAAGGGACGACUCAACUGGUGUGAGAGGGAUGUCAGUAUGGGAAGCAGGGGCACAGCGUCCCACUCUCCCACAGGUGAGACCGUUAGCAGGUUACUGUGAAGAGCUUCCAGCACAGUAUUACCUUGCUUUGUGGGGGUGAACGCAGCCAGUCAGUCUCCAGGGUCUGCCAGCUCGGAAACUUGCAUUAGUUGCCAAACUCACAUUAGCAAAACCAUGGAGAGCAGUACUCGCUGCGAUCUGUAGGUUUCUGGUAGCCGCCGCUACGCAUCUGAAGUUCUGUUGCACUGGGAAGUAAAGUAUGUGUUUCUCAGAAAAUAAAAGUUCCUGCACCAGU